Molecule: messenger RNA, 708 nt
Organism: Aspergillus aculeatus ATCC 16872
Lineage: Eukaryota; Fungi; Ascomycota; Eurotiomycetes; Eurotiales; Aspergillaceae
Product: M24 family metallopeptidase
Exons: 1
Coding region: 1-708 (235 amino acids)
Source: RefSeq, a predicted model, not a curated record
AUGACAACCACGGAGGAAACCCACCGCGCGACCUCCCUCCAAGACGCCCAAGACAAAGCCCUCACGCUCUUCGCCGCCAUCGAACCCCUCAUCGUGCCCGGCAUCACCGAAAAGGCCCUGAGCGACAGCAUCCACCGCCUAGGCGCGGAGCACCACAACGUGCGCACACACUGGCACAAGCGUCUCGUGCGCAGCGGACCCAACACCCUGCGGCCCUUCGCCGACAACCCGCCGGACCGGACCCUCCUCGCCGACGACAUCCUCGUCAUCGACUUGGGUCCGGUGUUCGAAGAAUGGGAGGCGGACUUCGGCCGCACCUACGUUCUAGGCAAUGAUCCCGCCAAGCUGGCGCUCCGCGAUGCGCUAGAAGGGAUCUGGGUCGCCGUGAAGGAGGAGUUCGAUCGGCGGCCGGAAAUCACAGGGGCGGAGUUGUAUGCGAUUGCAGAGCAAAAGGUCAAGGAGGCCGGGGAAAGGGAGGGGUGGGGGUGGGUGUUUGGGGCGGAGAUCGCGGGCCAUAUUGUCGGGAGCUUUCCGCAUGAGCGCAUCCCGAACGAUCGCAUCAGUUUGUACAUUACUCCCGGCAAUGGGGAGAGGAUGCGGGGAAAGGGGAAGGGUGGGUGGGAGAGGCAUUGGAUUUUGGAGAUUCAUGUGCAUGAUAAGGAGCGCGGGUUUGGGGGGUUUUGUGAGCGGUUGUUGACCGUUGGCUGA